This is a messenger RNA of Parasteatoda tepidariorum (common house spider), 1199 nucleotides long. Its product is annotated as alpha-tocopherol transfer protein-like. Lineage: Eukaryota; Metazoa; Arthropoda; Arachnida; Araneae; Theridiidae. Gene Ontology annotation, molecular function: phosphatidylinositol bisphosphate binding. Gene Ontology annotation, cellular component: membrane. The record is from RefSeq and is a predicted model, not a curated record.
GAAAUGCAUACAAAGCUGUUUAAUAUAUUUGAAAUCAGAAUGAUUUUAGGAAAAAAAUAAGAACGCUCUCACGCUUUUCGGAUCAAGAUUUACACAUGGCAUUCUUCACAGAUUUUACCGAAACAAUAUCUUAUGACGAAAAGAUUACUCAAUGAAACUGAAAGAAGAGGAAGAAAAUUCGAAGUACGAAGUGAAAAAUAUUUAUCAUCAAACAUUGUUGAAAUCUGCAACGAAGUUGAAUGAAAGCUGUAAAAAUUAUUGAAAGCGAGACAAAAGAAUUAGUUAGAUUUCUGAAACAUGAACCUAUUACCAUAUAAUGCUGAACAAAUGUCUAAAGAAGAAGAAGACAAGGCUUUAACUGCUAUUAAUGAAUCUGAACUUUUAAGGAAAGCCUGUAUGGAAACGCUUAAAUACAUGCUUAAAGCUAAAGGAUUCAAACCAUUUCCUGAUGAGGAAUUUCUCUUAGCGCAUUUACGAGGGACUGAAUUUGACUGCGACAGAGCAGCAUACAAGCUUCUAACUUACAACGAAAUGAUAAGGAAUUCUCCUGAAUACUUUGAAACGAGUGUUUUGGAUGCAUUGACAAAAUCACACCUUAAUCCAUUGCUAGUGUCACCCAUUAGAAUGAAAGACAACAGUCUCCUACUAAUAUCACGAUAUUUUGAAAUCGAUGUAGCUGAGUUACCUCUACCGGAAAAAGUAUACCUGGAUGUGAUUUCUGGCUUUGACUUAAUGCAAAAUCCGGUCACUCAAAUUUGUGGAAUUACUGUUCUAGCGGAUGCUGUUGAUUUCACAUUUUCUAAAAUUCCCCAAUACACUGACUACAAGUGGAUUACGAUAGGUGCAUGCGUACUAUUGAAUUCUGCUGUGAGGAUAAAGAAAAUACACGUCGUAAAUGUGUCUGAAGCAUUUAUAUCUGUAUACAACGCAUUGAUUCCACUCAUGCCUAAGAAAAUGGUUGAUGUGCUUCAGUUUCAUUCUGACAGCACUGAGUUUAAGGAUCUUCAUGAGUUCAUACCUCCUGAAAUUCUUCCUGAAAACUACGGAGGAUGUUUAAAAGAAUGUGAGCUUAUAAGGUGCAAUGAUAAUAUACUACAAAAGGAAGAUUUCUUCAGAAAAUAUUUUCCUCUUUAGCAAACGAAACAAAAAUAUAAGGAAUAAAAAAUGGUAUAUAAAUGUCACUGUGUAUUUCUUAAUUU